AUGGUGAAAAGUGGAAUAAAUGUGUUAGGAAAGCAAUGGUGGGGAAGGAGUCAUUUUAGAAUAGGAAGUAGAACACAACCAAGACCAAAUAAAGGAUUUAAAUUAUUUACAAAUAAUUCUAUACACAAAACUGUUGAAUAUUUCAGAUGGUGGAAAAGAAUACGUAGAGGUAAUUUAGCUUUUUUUAGGAGCAGCAAAUUUGAGAGGAUUGAGGAAAAUUUAUUUCCUCUAACCCGAUCAAUUUUUGACAUUUAUUUUUUUCUAGCUAAUCUAGUUAAUUAUUAUUCAUUUUUUAAGUUAUUUCUAUUGAAUAUGAUAUAUUUUAGUGUUAUCAAGUGA
Molecule: messenger RNA, 339 nt
Organism: Theileria annulata
Lineage: Eukaryota; Apicomplexa; Aconoidasida; Piroplasmida; Theileriidae
Exons: 3
Coding region: 1-339 (112 amino acids)
Source: RefSeq, a predicted model, not a curated record